CGUAAAUUGCAAACAAAAUACUACCUUUUUUAUCAUUUCUUCUUUCUCACCAAUUUCUGCCUCCAAGCGACACCUCUUGUACCAUAGACCUUGUCAUUCCUGUCCUUCAGUGGUGAUGUAGUGAUGGCAACGGAAAAUCAAAUGCUGGUGGAAAUGGGUGAUAUCGUUGAAGAAGGAAUCGCAAAUGACGAUUGGGGUUGUAAUUGCGACUACGGUGCUAGCGACGAAAAGAAAGAAGAGGGAGGGGACAGCGAUGCAUUGUCGGGGGGCGAUGAAAGGGUUUGCCGCAACACAGCCGAGCCAUCGGCGAUCCACGAAGAAAAAACUUCGAUUCCUCUGAUCCGAAAGCCAAUAUCUUCGGGAGAAAACAUUGACGACGGCAAAAAAGAACUCCACAUUGCCCCCAUGCUGGAUUAUAGCAAGCGAGAAUUUCGAAAGCUCUUUUCCAUUCUUUCGACCAGACUCGUCGUGUGGACGGAUAUGGUCGUCGACGAGACCGUUGCCCAUUCGGAGCAUCUGGAGGACAUUGUAGCACCGGACCGCAAUUUGCCGAACCGCCAGGUCUGUCAGAUCGGUGGAAAUAGUCCCGAACUCUGCGGCAAGGCAACGAAGGUCGUGGAACUGAUCUACGGUUACGACGAGGUCAACCUCAACAUAGAUUGCCCCUCGGACCGGGUGAGCGGGGAGCGGGAAUUCGGGGCGGUGCUGAUGAAAAAGAUUGACGUUGCCUAUUCGGUGCUGGACAGCAUGCAAGCCAGUGCGACGUCGAGGCCCAUCUCCAUCAAGUGCAGAAUCGGGGUGGAUGACUUCGACGAUUUCGACUUUAUCGCGACCUACAUCGAGCGCCUGUUGCCCGUUUGUCGGAGGUUUUAUCUCCAUGCUAGAAAAUGCGUACUAAAUGGUUUGUUCAGCGCACGACAAAACCGAAGCAUCCCUCCCAUAAACUAUCCGAGGGUCUACGCUCUGUGUCGAAAGUUCCCGGAGGUUGACUUUUGGAUCAAUGGCGGAAUUCGAAGUAAGUUCAGUACGACAUAUUCAUAAUUUCGGUCAGGAUUCGCGUAUUUGGCUAUGUUCUGUCCACGAAGGGAGCAAUAAAGUCUCGUUUUUGCAAUUGAAUACAAUUUGAUGGAUCAAAAUCUGCAAGUUCUAUGAAAAUUCUCUUUACUGAAACAAUCUAUAACGGAUACAAUUUUGUGGCUGACCUUGUACGACCAUACUCAUCAGUGCAUUAUGCUCCAUUCUUUUCCUCGAUGUGAAGACUUGGUACAAGCAAAACGAAUCUGCUWCGGAAGUAGUGAACCRGAACACUGCGAAACCCACCAUAGAGAAAUACCCUGCUCACAGUGCAGGGUGCCGCAUGGGUCCUGUAUUGCACCUCCGUACGAGUUGGCACCGCCCAACCUCCACGGGUGCAUGAUGGGGAGGGCCGCCAUCGACAACCCCGCAAUUUUUGCCGACGUGGAUCGCUACUUUUACGGAAUGGAGCUCAACCCUUGCCAAAACCGCCGGGAUGUCCUUGACAAAUACGCGAGCUAUCUCGAGGAAUUGUAUCCAAGACGGUGUUGCGACCUCGACGUUGAGGUUACUCAUCGGAUUCCUGUUCCCMGCGUCAAGCGCCUUCGUCCGUACUGCUCAAUUUGUCGAGAUCAAUAUAGGCCAGAGGAGGGAAUGGAGAAUGAGGAGGAGACGKUUCUGACCGAUUUCAAACAGAAAAACAAAUCGAAAAUCUCCAACAGGUUAGUGGGCCGUUGCCUCAAACCGAUCCGAGGCCUGUUUUAUGGCCUUCCGGGUGGGAAAGUGUUCUUGCGACUUCUUGAUAGUACGGCACGUGAUACAACCAUCCGAAAUUGUGGGCCCGGAUACAUACUUCGGCGCGUAAUAAGAGACAUGCCCGAUGAACUGUUAGACCAAGACUUCGUUCCAUCCGAAGAUUCGAAUUAUUCGUGACAACUAUUACGGUAUUCAAUAGGGGUUCAAUCCAUCAAAAGCAGGAUUCUAGUGAAUGAACACAAUUAUGAUAA
This is a messenger RNA of Pseudo-nitzschia multistriata, 2021 nucleotides long. The record is from the annotation of a GenBank genome assembly. Lineage: Eukaryota; Bacillariophyta; Bacillariophyceae; Bacillariales; Bacillariaceae.